UGAACAGUUUGCCAACAUGGCGACUUCAAGUUGCGGCGUCGAUGUGAGCAGCGUUAGCAUUUUUGAUGUAUCGUCAAUUGAAGAGGCUGAACGUUUAUAUAAACACCUCUGCGAAGAAGAGGAUCAAGCAAACAAGACACUGGACGGUCUGGUUUCGCAGCGAGUGGACCUGGAAGUGAAGAUUGCCGACCUUCACAAGAUUUUGCCAACAUUCCAACUGGUGCACAGUGAUGCAGAGCAACUUGCGAACAUGAUCUCGUUCACCUCAACACUUGCUGAAAACAUCAGCAGCAAGGUUCGGCAGCUUGAUCUUGCCAAGAGUCGAGUGACUGAGUGUGUGCAGCGAGUCGAAGACAUUCUGGAUCUGAAGUUCUGUACUGAUGGCGUGCAAACUGCCUUGCAAAAUGAAGAUUAUGAACAGGCUGCAGCACACAUCCACAGGUUCCUAAGCCUUGAUGAGUCUGUGCUGAAGAGAUCCACUGCAGACAUCCAAGAAGGAAGCAGCUUGGAAGAGGCUUUUUCUUCGUUACGAGAAGCUGAGAAUAAGCUUCGACGCAUUGUGAUGAAGAAGUUCAGUGAAGCGGUCAAUGAAGGGGACAUUGCAUCUGUGGAGCGGUUCUUCAAGAUCUUCCCACUUUUGAACCAGCACGAUGAAGGACUACACAAGUUUUCCCUCUAUCUCAGUGCACAGAUCUCCGAAACAGCUCACAAAAACUUGAAGCAAGCUCAAGCGACAAGUACCUCAGACAAGAGAGCCAACAUCAUUUAUGCUGACACAGUUACACUUCUUUUUGAGGGCAUUGCAAGAACUGUCGAGAUACAUCAACCCUUAGUGGAGACGUAUUAUGGCCAUGGCAGGCUUCACACCAUGGUGGAAAUGUUGCAGAAGGAGUGUGACUGUCAAGUGAAGAAGAUUUUAGAAGACUUCAAAAAGAACAAACAGUUUAAAAAGAAGGCACAGCAAAUUCGUGCACUUCUGUGCAGUUCCAAGCAGGCCGACAAGCUCGAUCCACGGGAUCUUGAUGUGCUCCUUGCAGAAGUGGCAUUGCUAAACAGCCGUGCAGAACUCUACAUUCGAUUUAUUGGGAGGAGGGUGGCGAGUGACUUUGAGGUGGCCUACCAGGAACCCGCUGUUCGGGCUGAUAAAAUACAGCAGUUUAACAGGAAAAUCAAGGACAGUGAGCUCUGCAAGUGUAUGCAAGAAAUUGUCAGCUCCUACAUCAUGAUGGAAGAAUACUUUCUUCUGGAGUCUGUUAGAAAAGCUAUUGAAGUGGAUACCAUUGAGGAGAACUCACCCUGCUCAAGCAUGUUAGAUGAUGUAUUUUUCAUUCUCAAGAAAUGUCUCAAACGGGCUUUUUCGAGCGCCAGUGUGGACGGGGCAUGUGCAAUGCUAAACCACAGCUGUUCACUCCUCGAGACAGACUUUGCUGGGGAGUUGUCGGAGCGACUCAAGCUUGGCUUUCCACCUUCAGGCAUCCUUGACCUUAGUCAGGCUUACUCCAUGAUCCAAAGCAGCUUUCAACAGGGCAGGAUUCAACCGGCAGAGACAGUGGAAAAAGCCAGAGCUGUGUUUUUGACGACAUUGAACAAUGUGGAGAUGGCACAUGAAUAUAUAAAGACGCUUGCUAGUUCUCUUCAGGAGGACUUGCAGAAGAGCUUUUCCUCAGCUACUGAGCAAGAGACUGCAAAAUUAGAGAGCUGUCUCGCCGACCUCAGCAACUCUGCCCUAAAGUUUCAGUCAUUGCUAAGUUCUGGAGUGUCCGAACUCUGCAACACUGCUGUAAAACCACACAUAAAGUCAUGGGCUGAUACAUUUCAAGCUACUGAUCAUUCUUUGACGGAGGAUGAUUUCACAUCUUAUGAGGCCAACGACGGGAUUCGGCCAUUUUUGCAAACAUUCAUUGUCACUCUUGAUGGAGUUCUGAAGUCUUUCAAGGAUGAUUUGAUUCCUGCAAACUAUGACAGCCUAGUCAACCUCACAGCUGCUGAAACAACAUUUCAGCUUGAAAAAACCAUCUUCAAGUCUUCCUUCAACAGACUUGGUGGACUGCAGUUUGACAAGGAAUUGCGCUACCUCAUCAGUUACAUGACUUCAGUGACAACCUGGUCAAUCAGGGACAAGUUUUCUCGUGUUUCCCAGAUUUCAACGCUUCUCAAUAUGGAAAUGGUGUCCGAAAUCCUUGAUAUCUGGGGAACCAAUGCUGGACCAAUGACUUGGAGGCUCACUCCAGCUGAAGUGAGGCAGGUCUUGAGCUUGAGAAAUGACUUUCGUCAAGAAGACAUUCGGAGGCUUAAGCUUUAAUUGUUGGGUAACCUCUGCUGCUGGCUUGUAAAUAUAUUGUAUUCUUCAGCACCUGGCAUAUUGAGUUUUUUUUGUAAUAAAAUGAUAUUUUGGUGAUUA
Molecule: messenger RNA, 2401 nt
Organism: Ixodes scapularis (black-legged tick)
Lineage: Eukaryota; Metazoa; Arthropoda; Arachnida; Ixodida; Ixodidae
Gene: Cog4
Product: conserved oligomeric Golgi complex subunit 4
Exons: 22
Coding region: 17-2302 (761 amino acids)
Source: RefSeq, a predicted model, not a curated record